Molecule: messenger RNA, 576 nt
Organism: Leguminivora glycinivorella
Lineage: Eukaryota; Metazoa; Arthropoda; Insecta; Lepidoptera; Tortricidae
Exons: 3
Coding region: 195-551 (118 amino acids)
Source: RefSeq, a predicted model, not a curated record
GCCCAGCUAAAGACGAUAUUGAAACGUUUCAGGAACUAGCCCCACAGUGGCUUCUCCAUACUCUAGCGUCGUUAUACUGGCGCGUCCGGGGAAACAACCAGAACGCGCUGCAAUGCCUAGUGAGCGCGGGCCGCACGGUCAAAGGGCGGUUCAAGGACGUCGUGUUCGCUUCGCUCGCUUCCGUGUUACUUGAGAUGGGGUACUUCGAUGAAGCCCUGCUGGCGACUGAGGAGGCUUUCCGACAUAGUCUAUUCGAGCCAGCAACAAACUUCAUCCUAGCAGAGCUGAACAUGGUGAAAAAGCAACGCAGCACGCACAUGUUCCAUCUUAAGCAGACGGUGCGAGUGGAGCCCGGCUUCCUGGGGGGCCUGGCUCGCCACAUGCUCAACGCUUGGGCGUGCGCGCUCCAGGAGACCAAGCAAUCUAACAAGGUCCAUGAAAUAGAGUUUGCCGAGGCUGAGCUGACAGACGUGUGCCUGGUGUGCGAGAAGGGCGGCACCAACUGUCACGUGAGCAACAUACACUGCUACAACAGCCGCGAAAGAGGUUAACACCAAUAAAUGUGUUUCAUUUGUU